CCUUCCCCAAAGACCGCUUAACAAUUUGCUCAAUACAGUAUACGCAAGGAACAAUGCCAGGUGCGCAGUACUAUGAUGGUAAAAAGUUGAAUAUUCGUAUAUCAACAGAAGCUGGAAUCGAACUCUAUGAACGAUGGGUUUAUCAGGGAAUCAGCAGUAUCAUGUCCGCUAUUGCUAAGAGACACGCUGAAACCCUCAAUGAAUAUCACCGCAACAAACUGUACAAAUGCUCACGGAAUGCCCAAAACAUCGUUGAGCAAGCUCGUUGUGUGGUUCAAGCUAUCGAUGCCAAAUCUGCUCAUUAUUCACGCUGUUCAACUGGUUUGUUUUUUUCUACGGCUGUGACUUUAGUAAUAAGAAAUUUUGUGUUAAAAAAUCUGCCUACAAAUCCACAGUAAUA
Molecule: messenger RNA, 400 nt
Organism: Gongylonema pulchrum
Lineage: Eukaryota; Metazoa; Nematoda; Chromadorea; Rhabditida; Gongylonematidae
Source: the annotation of a GenBank genome assembly